Messenger RNA from Baudoinia panamericana UAMH 10762, 653 nucleotides. RefSeq lists its product as uncharacterized. The record is from RefSeq and is a predicted model, not a curated record. The coding region runs from base 450 to 653 and encodes 67 amino acids. Lineage: Eukaryota; Fungi; Ascomycota; Dothideomycetes; Mycosphaerellales; Teratosphaeriaceae. The transcript has 2 exons.
CAGAUGGACAAUCUCCCAUGCUCUUUUGGUGCCAUGGAAUAUGGUCCGAGUGUCCGUGUAUAUAACCGCUUCUGUUCAUCGAGACCGGCUUUCCUGUGGGCUUGGAGCCAUGACUUGACGAAUUAAGGCUUGGUGGCAGCCCUCCAGUUAUCACUGCAGCCUUACCUGUCUAGGUAUACACUUAAGGCAGAGCUUGCGGUAAGAUAUGUCAUGAACAUGUAUACCUGUUCCUACCCUGUGUGCAACACCACCAUAUCGAUCUUUCCCCGUCCUAGCAAUUCUCUUGUCUUACGUUGCACGGGGUAGGCUGUAUAACAUUCUCUUGACGUGCCCAUUCCUCAUAUUCCCGGGUCAGACAUAGUGAUCAAUGGCGUCGAACCGCCCAGAGAUACCGCCGUGAAGCACGCAAAGACGGAGUACGCCCUUCCUCAUGACGCCACCGAACAUGAAUGUCUGGAGGCCUAAUCCCACGCCAUAAACGCCUGAUGAACCACAAACCCUUCUACGCUCCCCUUAUCAAACUGGACAAGAUAAUCGACGUAGGCUGCGGUACGGGCGCCAUGACCGUCCUUCUCGCCCAAAACUACCCUGCAGCUCACGUCUACGGCAACGACCUCGCGCUCUCGCAGGCGCGGACUCACGAUUCCGAUUAG